Molecule: messenger RNA, 8651 nt
Organism: Eleginops maclovinus (Patagonian blennie)
Lineage: Eukaryota; Metazoa; Chordata; Actinopteri; Perciformes; Eleginopidae
Product: diacylglycerol kinase theta-like
Exons: 23
Coding region: 959-3757 (932 amino acids)
Molecular function (GO): ATP-dependent diacylglycerol kinase activity
Source: RefSeq, a predicted model, not a curated record
CAUUAAUUUAGGAUGAGAUUCAGAAGCUCCUGAAUGACUGAGGAAAGGAAAUGGAAGGGAUGAAGGGAACAAGGAAAGGAGACGAGGAGGCGAAGAGAGGGGAUGAAGGAGGGAGGAGUAAAUCAGUGUUGGAGACUGACGCGGAAGGAGAAGCAGAGGAGGAAGAAGAAGAGAAAGAAGACACCCCAAAAUGAAAGCCCCCCUCUUCACACUUGUUGAAUAACGUUUAUCUUCCAGCCUCGCAGCAGCGAUCGCGGCUUCUUCCCCGGCCUCCGGUACCUCUUUUUCCGGAUCCGGACAUGCAGGGCUGCAUGGCUGCGAGCUUUGACUGAACACAGAAGAGACUUCACCCUGCAUCCAGCUCCACUGGGUCGAUAUUUUUCUUCUUUUAUGCAUUCGGCUUCCGGAACCACGGCGAUCACGGAGCUCUGUCCCCGGGUUUAGGGGCUCUAUUCACGGCGUGGAGGGAUAUAUCUCCACCGUAAGAAGACUAAAAUUAGGCUCGUAAACUGAGCAGGCUAGCACUGCCUUCCUGGAAUGCUGUGUUUUAAAAAGGUGGAUGCACGAUUAAUAUUUCAGCAGUUUUAUAUUUUGAGAACCAGAGAGGCACACGGGUCUGAUAAACACACCGACUUUAGCGCCCUCUCCGCCGGGUAGAACCACUGGGUGGUACCGCUGUCUCCAAGCCGGGUGGCUCUUCUAGAAAUUUAAUCCCGUUGCACACCAGAUCACAAAGUCGUGACAAGCCGACUCUGUAUUUCUGGAACUGGAUAAAUAGCUUUUGACGACCGGGGUGAGCUCCAGGACUAACGCCGAGAAAGGAGCCCUGUCGCCGGGUGGGAUGUCUCGCCGCUGGGGGUGGAAUAUAUUCUUUUUAGAGCUCCAGGAGUUUUCUGCUCCACUUUAAGCUAAGACACACCCCGUGUUGUUGCACUUGUGUCGGUGUGUUGAGGAGGCUAUGGCGGACUGCAGACCGGCGGACCCUGAGGCCACAGACAGCCGGACAUCGAGCCCUCUGGCCGGGAAGAAGCGGGCUCAGCAGUCCCCUGUUCCCCGGAGCAAGUACCAGAUCCCAGCUCCUGGAGGCCACUGCCUCCGGAAAGUCACCCUCACCAAGCCUACCUUCUGCCACAGCUGCAGCGACUUCAUCUGGGGGCUGGUCGGCUUCCUGUGUGAAGUGUGUAACUUCAUGUGUCAUGAGAAGUGUCUGAAGACGAUGCGCUCAGUCUGUUCCUGCAUGACCCCGUCUCUGGUGCGGGUCCCGGUCUCUCACUGCUUCGGCCCGGCGGGUCAGAAGAAGCGUUUCUGCUGCGUCUGCAGGAAACAGACGGAGGGAAGCACGGCGCUACGCUGCGAAGUGUGUGAGCUGCACGUGCACGCUGACUGUGCGCUCUUCAGCUGUGCAGACUGCCGCAGCUCUCAGGCGGACGGCACUCUGCAGCAGGAUACGUUCCACCACCACUGGAGAGAGGGGAACCUCUCGUCGGCGGCGCGCUGCGACGUGUGUCGGCGCUCCUGCGGCUCGUCGGACGUGAUGACUGGGACGAGGUGUGAGUGGUGCGGCAUCACGACUCACGUGGCGUGUUACCUCAGCGUGCCAGCAGAGUGCACUCUGGGUCGUCUGCGCUGCAUGCUGCUGCCGCCCGCCUGCGUCCGCCUUGACUCCAGGAACUUCAGGAAGUUGCACCUGCACCGCAUCACAGAGAGCCCUGAGCAGGAUACCUCAGAUGAUCUGGAUCCGUCUGCUGCAGCGUCUAAGGAGGCUCCGCCUGCAGCUGCAGAGACCGGUAAGCAGGUGAUUAAGGUGUGUGACGGUGACGAUGCAGUGAAGCGCGGAUUCUUCCGGUUGGUCUCCAUCAGCAGAGCCACGAGGAACGAGGAAGUGGUGGAGGCGGCGUUGCGCUCCUUCUUCCUCCCCGGUGAUCCUCAGGACUUUGAGCUGCAGGAGGUCGGCACCGUGCAGCGUCUCCAUAGUGAUGACAUCCUCAAUCGUAACGGGGGCCCCGCCAACCAGACCCCCCCGAAGGAGAGGGGCCCCGACAACCGGACCCCCCCGAGGGAGAUGGGCCCCGACAACCGGACCCCCCCGAGGGAGGGGGACGCCUGGCUGCUGAGGCUCCGACCGCGGGAUCCCGAGGUCAUCAAGGUGUUUGCCGGCUGGAACAGGUCCUUUGCCUCGGUGUCCGUCUCUAAAGACAGCACAGCAGAGACGGUUCUCUCAGAGGUCCUCCGUCUGCUGGACAGAAAGGACGAGGAUGUGUCCAGCUUCAGUCUGAUGGAGGUCUACAUGAGCAGUAAGCAGGUUCAGAGACAGACUCUGUCGCCUCAGGAGAAUAUUCUGGAGAAGCUGCAGGAGAUCAGGAAGGUGUCUUUGCGGCAGAUGAACCAGACCCGGUUCUUGGUGGUGGCGAACAGGAAGGGAGGGGUGCAGGUGAGUCUGCUGAUCGGGGGCCUGGACCCCCUGCUGAGCCGAGAGGAGUACGAGGCGCUGAUCCAGGAGCAGCUGACUGCCAAGAGUCACCUGGUCUCCCUCAGUCACUUCUAUUCCAGUCAAGGCGCGGUGGCGCUGCAGAUCUCGUGUUUUUCUGAAGCCGAGCGGAUCUACUUGCUGGCGAGAGACACGAGCGUCAACAACAAGUCGCUGACCUCCCUGGUUAUUCCAGAGAUCUUGCUGAACCGUCUCUCCCCGGACAUCUGUCCCCUGCUUGUGUUUGUGAACCCGAGGAGCGGAGGGCUGAAAGGCAGAGACCUGCUCUACAGCUUCCGGAAGCUCCUGAACCCCCACCAGGUGUUUGACAUCUCCAACGGAGGCCCGCUGGCAGGCCUGCACACGUUCAGGGAGGUGCCCAGGUUUCGGGUGCUUGUCUGCGGGGGGGACGGGACCACCGGCUGGGUGCUGGGGGUCCUGGAGGCCGUGAGGCACAAACUGGUCUGCAGGGAACCCCCCAUCGGCAUCGUUCCUCUGGGGACAGGGAACGACCUGGCCCGGGUGCUGCGCUGGGGGCCGGGCUACAGCGGCGAGGACCCCGCCCACAUCCUGAUUUCUGUGGACGAGGCGGAGGAGGUCCAGAUGGACCGCUGGACCAUCCUGCUGGACGCUCAGGACGUCUCCGAGGAUGCCAACGGCUUCCUGGACCCCCCCAAGAUUGUGCAGAUGAACAACUACUUUGGUCUGGGCAUCGACGCCGAGCUCAGCCUCGACUUUCACCAGGCCCGCGAGGACGAGCCCGAUAAAUUCACCAGCAGGUUCCACAAUAAACGCGUGUACGUGAAGGCGGGCCUGCAGAAGAUCAGCUGCAGCCGCAGUCUGCACAAAGAGCUGACCCUGCAGGUCGACGCGCAGGACAUCCCGCUGCCCAACAUCGAGGGGCUCAUCUUCCUCAACAUACCCAGUUGGGGUUCUGGUGCUGACCUCUGGGGGUCGGAGGUCGAUAGUCGCCACAGGAAACCGAGGAUCGACGACGGGCUGCUGGAGGUGGUCGGGGUCACCGGGGUCGUGCACAUGGGCCAGGUGCAGAGUGGGUUGCGCUCAGGGAUCCGUAUUGCUCAGGGGUACUACAUCCGUCUGACGGUCAGUAAGCCGAUCCCGGUGCAGGUGGACGGGGAGCCGUGGAUCCAGCCUCCGGGACACAUCAUCAUCUCUGCAGCCGGACCCAAGGUCAGGAUGCUGAGGAACUCCAAACAGAAGCAGAAGAAAUCCUCUGCCUCGAAGGAUGGACGCUCUGAAAGCCCGUCCUCCAGAGGCGCAGGACACUGACCCUUCCCCGCACAGAGAUCAGUUUCCUGCCUUUGAGAGGCUUCCUGCUGCAACUGGGCGGCCAUUUUGGUUCGGUCUGUGAUUUACUGCCUGCAAACGGCUUCAGGAAGUCAGGAAGGUUUAACUACAUCCUGCUGACUGAACACUUAUCAGUGACAAGGCUCUCAUAUUCAGCCACUCAAAUGAACUUUCUUACUUAAAACACAAGAGUUAUUAACAGAUUUAAAAUCGUAUUUCUGCAUAGUUGGCAAUUCCUCAGUUUGGAUAAGCUUCAGAGGCGAACAAACUCAUCUAUCAAAGUAUUUAACAGGAGUCUCUGUCCAGGUGUGACUGUAUGUACAGUGAGUAGGAGUCUGUUUAUUGCUAUGUAGUUGUGAUAAUGAUGUGCAGCUAUAUUACAGAAUAUGAAUUAUUACUGCAGAAACUGACAGGCAGUUUCUUCAUGAAGCUGGAACCACUAACGUUCAUCCUGACCACAGAUCUCUCCUGGGAGACUGAACUGGCUUUCUGCUGCUGCUGCUGCUGCGUGAAAUCCUUUAGUGAUGCUGGUUUUAGAUCAAUUUCAUGUUUUAGUGAAGCUCUGUAAAAGCUAACGAGCGUGCAGAAUCAAACGUGAACUGGAAAAUAUGAAAAAGUCACAUCGGUCUGAGCUGUGGGAGAAGCACCGUUUGUAUUUCAGCAACAACACCAGCUAUUGAUAGGACUUCUUAUUAUCAUCAUCUUGUUAUAAAAUACGUUUGCACAACAGAUGCGUCUUUGUGCAACCUUUAUGAUAUGAAGCAAUAUUAGGGGAAGGCUUAAGGACGUAAACAAUGAGAGAAAAAUGUAUUAUUAUUUGAAUAAAUGUUGAGAAUAAAGUCAAAAUUAGAUGCAUAAUUGUGCAAAAACUGAAUCAGAACAGGAACUUUUCAUGUCUUUUUAGGAAUUAUGUUGAAAUGUACAAAAUAAUCUGCAUUUCAAGAUCAAAUUUCUAUUUUUGGGAUAAAUUCAAACUACUAGCGUUAACAUAUAGCAACUUUGUCAUGAAAUUUUGACUUUUUCUGGAAAUAAACUACCAGAUUGUUUCUGAAUUGCAAAAGAGAAGAGAAGCCGUAGUAAAUAUUAGCCCUUAACUCUUAUAAGUGUUUUGAUUGUGUCGCAUAAACGAUUGCUAAGUGAUUAAUAUCAAAAUGACCAAGUUAGCGACCGUAACUGAACAGUUUUGUCAGAAGUGGGACUUGAUAGCUAACUACAGCGCUAGCUAAAAGGAGCUUGUGAUACACGGUUAAUAAAUGAGUUAACUACGAUAAGGUGUUGUUGCUACGAUAGAAACUGCUGAACAGGAUGUUUUCAGCUGUGAUGUUUGACUGACUUUCUGUCUUCUCAGAUAGCAGUUAGCUUGUUGAGGCUAAAUUAGCUGAGUUUUUAAGGAACCAACUCAGAACCUGAGAGAGAAUUAUCUCUGCUCUUCAUUAUUUGUAACGGACGACACAGUUCAUAAAUCCUUAAAGUACAUGUUUAGAACAGAAGCUUGCCUUUCAAAUGAACAAAAUUGUGACAAUUUAGCUAAAAGGAAACAGGAACUUGCUAAAAAACUAGCUACUCAAGGCCACUAGCAUUACAGUGCUACCAGUAGCUUUUAAGCGGGUCAACGUUAACUGGAAAGCUUUCUACAAGAAAAUAGGGGCGUAAUGUGUCACUGAGAGUCAAAUAGAUUACAGGUAGCGCCAGAAUAUACCCCGAAAACUAGCUACAUUAGCGAGCUGGUAGCUAGCUAGCUUGUUGAAACAAAAUAAAAAUUAAAAGUAAAUAUUAUGGAGAAAAAUCAAGAGUAUGGACAAGAAUGUAGCUCCAUGAUUGUGAUUUUAGCUACAUUACUAACUGCGUUUAAGUGCCGUUACUAGACUGUUUGUGUUUACAGCUAGCUAGCUUGUAUGCCAAAAUAAUACUUAAUUUGUAACAAAAAUGGAGAAUAAGAAUUAGAGAACUGUGCAGAGAUAUUGUGCCACUGCUAUUGAGUUGAUGUGAUGACAGAUAGCAUCAGAAAACAUCUGGAAGAAGCUGAGAUUACUAGCUUGAAUAGCUGGUUGCUAUGCUAGCUUGUCAAAACACAAUUCAAGUAAAAUUCAAUACAUUUCUGGGAUAAAAUAAAAUAAACCAAGGAUAAAUAUUUACUAUAGUUAUAAAACACAAUGUGGGAACUACACACUAGGUAAAAAGUAAGCUACAUACGAGCUAAAGUAACAAGAAACUGCAUUAGCUUGAUGAGCUUUAGCUUGUAUGCUAGUUAGCAAGCUAUACAGGCUAUUGCUAACUUUUCAUUAAAAAAUAAUAUAAGGCAACUCAUCAAGUACUUUUUUGAGGAUUACUUGAACAAGAGGGAGUAAAAGUAUUAAUUGAUUACAUCAGUAGUUCUUUUAAAAGGAUUUAUGUGCAAUUUAAAGAGUAAAACUGCUUAAUUUAAGAGCAAUUUAUUAAAAAACUUCAGAAUGAAUCAGUUAAAAUCAGGCCAGAAUAAUGAUCAUAUUUCUGCUGUAACGAAGCCCUUUAUGUAAUAUCUGAUCAGCAAUUCUAAAUCAAUAGUGUAGAAAUUUAGAUUGUUUAAGCACAGACGCUGUUUCGUUUAUUUUGCUGCAACAAGGAAUCUUCUUAAAGGCGAGCUUCAGCUGCCAGUUUCUACUGAAACACACUUAGAGUAGGACUUAAUGAAAGAGGAACUUCGCACACAUUCCUAGCGUUGCAUUAAGAGAAGAAACACGGAUUCACAGACGAGGGAACUGAAGCUCCCCAUGAAGCCGCAGCAGUAUUAAAUCACUGUCCUUUGGUCGAUAUAUUCAGUGUUCUUAACCUGAAAUCUGCAUUAACUGGAUUAUUUUGGUGUUUUUUUGGUGCUAGAAGGUUCGUUAUAGUUCUUGUCUGACUUGAGAUUCGAGGAUCCUGUUUUUGUUCGAAGCCUCGCACCAACCUAAAGAUGGUGGCUCUGAAUGAAGCUGGAUCUGAGCCGUCAUCUGUGGCAUUACCUGUGGAGUGAAACGCUUCAGUAGCCUCGUAGCUGUGCGUGGUGUGUUCACAUAGAAGCUGUUGCAGUGUUUCAGUGUUGUGUAUUUACAGCGGUGUUACCUAUCCUCUUCAUUCACACUAAUGGCUGCUGGUUUCACACCUUUUAAACUAUUCACUUUAUACACUUUAUAUUCCUGCUCAUCAUUUGCCAGAUUAUUCUUAAUUUUUCAGGACACAUUUUAACUUAAUUUCUAUGAAAAUCAACUCGCAGUAAAUACAUGUUCGAUGCAGAUUUUAAGGACAUUUAAUUUUAUAUUGGGAAUGCAUUUUGGAAUGCUGUAUAAUGUGUGCAAAUAUAGGCAAAAGCAGUUUAAAUGACUUGCUCUAAAAAUCUACUUCAAAAUAAUGAAAUUUGCAGCAUUUUGUUUUUUGUGACUCCUCUUUUGAGAUUUCAACAUUUAAGAACUUUUUACUUAAUAAUAUAUCACUGGUAAAAGAAGAAUUGUGCACAUACAUAUACGGUGGGUUUUUGCAGGUAUUUGUUAGAUCUAUUUUUUCACACGCAGUAUAGAAACUUCAAAACAUGCAAACAAUAGUUCAUGCUGCCUGUCCUGGAAACAGUCGCUCUGAUCUGCAGGAAUAUAAAGUUAUGAGUUCACAGAAACACAACCAGCAGUCUCUCGUCCUCAGACCAGGAAACAGCACAACAUCCUGCAGCUGAACAUCAAGCUUUGUAGUUCCUGAAACUAGAGACACACCUUGAAUUAAAUUAAAUGUGGAGAUUUUGUAUUAAAAAAACUGCCACAUUUCUGUCCUGCUGAAGAGAUAAUCAACCCGUUAAAGGCCAAAAAGUGUCAGGGAAACAAACGGUCGAACAGUGCAAAUAGAAAGUCUACACUCUUUUUAUUGCUGCAUCAUUCAUCAGAUUGAGAUAUCCUGCAUGUCUGCUGAUAUAUAGAUAAUAUAGAUAAAGCUCAUAGACACAGAUUUGGACACUUGAGAUGCAGCAAAACAUCAGAGACAAAAACGGUUUCAUUCGUGCACUUUUUGAGCUAAUGUUGAUGACAGUGUAUUACGGCCAUUGUAGGAUAAAUAUAGUCAAAUAUAUUCAGGGUAAAAGUCCAAGAACAAAACAUUGAAUUACAAAUUACGAGAGAAAGAAAUCUGACAAAAAUCACAAAUUCAACCUUUAACCUUUAGGGUGACCAAAAGUUCAGGGCUUUUGUUAUUGUUGUGUAUUUUAGAGAAAAUGUAAAAGUUACUGUCGCUGUUUUUGGGUUUUUCAGAAUUCUUCGACUUCAGGGAAUAUUGAUUUUGUUUUUUAAAGACAAUUUGAAUUUUGGGGACUUUGGGAUUUACUUCUCUUCCUACAAUGGUCCUGACACACUGUCUGUACAUGCCUCGCCCCGUGUUUCCCACAAGCCUCGAGUCGCUGCCAUGAAACCACUUUCUAUGAUCUGUUGCUGAAUGUUACAAAUGUGCUUUAACGUGACUUCCUGUGCUUCUCUGCGUCCGUCGUGCCUCACCUGUCGUGUGUGUGUGUGUGUAUGUGUGUGUGUGCGUGCGUGCGCGCGCGCGUGUGUGAGCUAACGUGCCUCCAGAUGUCAUCUCGACUUUUCAUUUUGCUGUAACUUUGGUUCAGUUUUACUACCUGACGUUUUAUGAAUAGAUGAUACGUAUAUUUUUCAGACAGAAGCUGUUUCGUUUGUUUUAACUGUAAAGUUUUAACUGUAAAUUGCACUAAUUGUUUUCUAGAUGCUCUUAGAUGUGACGUUCAGGUUAUGUUGAAUGUUGUAACAACUAAAGCUAAAUAAAUAAACACACAUAUAUAUAUGUAUAAAUAUAUAUGUUUAAAUAACUGAUGUGUGUGUUUAAUCAGAAUAAAAUAAAGACAACAUGGUUUCUGUCAAAUUUC